UUGUUCUAGCAGUAUUGCAACAUGCACAAGCAGAGGGGAUUUGCCCAAAACAUCAUCUGUUUAGUUUGUCGGAUGCAAGUUGAAGAACUGUCAUACAUUGUUUACUAUAAACUGAGAAGUCAUGGAAAAUCGUUUUUUUUUAAAUUCUGGUAAUCUAUUAUAUUACUUCAUUUACACGUUAGAGAAAACGGUCGGAAUACCUUAGAUGGGCGGAGACGAAGACAUCGAAUACUUUUUGCUAAGACCCGAAGACUUCAACCAGGUGACGGCGUUGGUCGACGAUGAUUACUUAACUAGGGAGCCUCUCAACCUGGGAGCACAUUCGCAAAACGUGGGGGCGCAGUCGACAGCUUCGUCCGCCGUUGGGGCGACCGGAUGGUACCUGAAGAAAUGCCUCGUCUCAGGAGUGUCCUUUGGCGCCAGGGACCGCGAGACAGGGGCCUUAGUCGGGGUUCGAUUAGCUUACGUCAAAACUAGAUCAGACUCCGCUGCUGAAGAGGCCGCCGAUGGAGAAAAGACUGAAGUGGAGAUCAGAGGGCUUGGAGUGGUAGAGGAAGUGGGAUCCAAGGUAGAUUUAUUUCAAGAUCCUGGUGUGGAGAAGGUGCUCUACAUGUAUCUGCUAUCCGUGCGACGUGAUUACUGUAACCGUGGCAUAGGAAGGAAACUUGUUCAGGCGGCCACAGAACGUGGAAAAGACCUGGGCUGCCAGCUCGCCUUUGCGACGAUCACCAACGUGCUCUCGGGCCGCAUCUUCGCCGGCGUGGGCUACGAGACCCGCUACACGCUGGACAUGACCACGCCGGAGGGCGACCGGGGCUUCGAUCUUUCGGCCAUGGAGGGCAACACGAGCAUUCAGGCCAUGACAAAACGUCUCCGGUGAAGCACGUAUCACGCAGAAGACAGACGAUGCAUUAGACAAAAAAUGAUGUAUUCGUCAUGCGUCAGUGCAGUAAAGUUCCAUGAUGAACCAUGAUAUAUGUAAGAUUUAGAUAAGUCUUUAUCAGCACUGAAUCAGCGUCAGAGCACUGACUUUUAAUGCGAGCAUUCCGUUCCCCCAUUUUUAGCAUUAGGAAUAUGAGUGCGCAAGGAAACUGUCACAAAUUAGAAUUUUAUGUAUUUCAUAGCAAUUUCAGAACGAGUCCAUAUUACAUAUUUUCGCAAAAAAAAGAGUUAAAAAUAGCUUACAUAAAAGUAUAUCUCAGAUUUAAUAUAUUUCAUUUUAUACAAUAUAUAAAGGGGUAUUUGCACAAUCUUAAGCUCCAUACCAUUUUAUCUUCAGUUGUUUUUCUUUCCUUCCGAAAAUCAAGUGAAAUUGCAUUAUAUAUGAAUGGGGCAGAAUAAUGUCACUUCCUUACGUCGAUUUAUGGAUUGAGCUCGUGAUUAUAGUUUCAAAACCUCAGCACUUGCAUUUCAUUCAUGUGAUAUUACAUUUUUACAUUUAUUGCAAUGGUAAAUUCAUUUGACAUUCUGUACUUUUUGCAAUAUGGUUUCGAAAAUACAUGGACGAUGAGUCUGGUAUUCUGGGUUAUUCAGUGACCUCUUGUGUUACUUGUGUUGCAUAUGUACAUAAUACAUUCAUAUAUACACAUACUCUCACUAACA
Penaeus indicus is the source of this 1602-nucleotide messenger RNA. Its product is annotated as arylalkylamine N-acetyltransferase-like 2. NCBI's taxonomy places the organism in Eukaryota, Metazoa, Arthropoda, Malacostraca, Decapoda, Penaeidae. The record is from RefSeq and is a predicted model, not a curated record. The transcript has 4 exons. Gene Ontology annotation, molecular function: N-acetyltransferase activity. Bases 206 to 880 code for a protein of 224 amino acids.